This is a messenger RNA of Musa acuminata subsp. malaccensis (wild Malaysian banana), 825 nucleotides long. RefSeq names its product eukaryotic translation initiation factor 5A-5. Gene Ontology annotation, biological process: translational elongation; positive regulation of translational elongation; positive regulation of translational termination. NCBI's taxonomy places the organism in Eukaryota, Viridiplantae, Streptophyta, Magnoliopsida, Zingiberales, Musaceae. Gene Ontology annotation, molecular function: translation elongation factor activity; RNA binding; ribosome binding. The record is from RefSeq and is a predicted model, not a curated record.
UUUAUGGGUACAAAACCCCCUACCCCGAUCUGCCCCUCGGCUUUUGUUGCGAGUGCCUGCUUCAUUUCUCGCUUCUGCUCCUCUGCCUCCACGAUCAGCGAUCAUGUCGGACGAAGAGCAUCAUUUCGAGUCGAAGGCCGAUGCCGGAGCGUCCAAGACCUACCCGCAGCAGGCUGGAACGAUCCGCAAGAACGGGUACAUCGUCAUCAAGAACAGGCCCUGCAAGGUUGUUGAAGUGUCAACCUCCAAGACUGGGAAGCAUGGUCAUGCAAAAUGUCACUUUGUUGCCAUAGAUAUCUUCAAUGCAAAAAAGCUUGAGGAUAUUGUGCCAUCUUCUCACAACUGUGAUGUUCCACAUGUCACUCGAACUGAUUAUCAACUGAUUGACAUUUCUGAAGAUGGAUUUGUGAGCCUUCUGACUGAAAAUGGUAACACCAAAGAUGAUUUGAGACUCCCGACUGAUGAAACUUUGUUAGCUCAGAUCAAAGAUGGGUUUGCAGAGGGCAAAGAUCUGGUUGUUACUGUGAUGUCUGCGAUGGGUGAGGAACAGAUUUGUGCUCUGAAGGAUAUUGGCCCCAAGUAGUUAUUGUCUGUUGGGAUCCAAUUUAAGAGGUAUAUUGAAAAUUUAUGAGACUUGAAGGAAUAUUGGAUCUUUAUUCUAAGAGAUGGUGGUGGAAUGCAUUAUAUUAAAACUCCUGUUGUGGUGUUUCUACUGGUACUUCUAUAUUGUUUUAGUUGUCUUCUUUUGGCAAAGUUAUCUGAGGCAAGUUCUUGUAUAAACAAUGUGUUUUAUCUUAUUUAUAAAAGAAUAUCUUUAUCAAUGUA